AACAUCAGGCCCCAGCCAGGAUGCUUCUUCCCAGUGGGCUAGCAUAGUCUUUUACCUCUCAGGAGGCUCUCUUUAAAGAAAAUUUGUCGAGCUACUUGUAUGGGGGCAGUGUGCCCCUGUACAGUAAGUGAAGCUGUUCUGUGGACAGGACUGUAGGGCCAGCCCUGCACCGGGUGGUGCAAAGCUAUAGGAACCUGGGGAGCAGGAAGGGUUCUGGGUUUUCUUCCUGCCUGCUGCUGAACUUGUGUGGCCUAUGACAGGUCUAUGUAUCCUUGGUCUUCAGUGGUCUGGAAGUCUCCUUUUCGCUGGGGUACUCUGUUUAUUGCUUCCAGAGCUCUAAAAAAAAUUCAAAGGAUCAGGCAGUGACAUCACACACCUUUAAUCCCAGCACUCAGGAGGUAGAGGCAGACAGAUCUCUGAGUCUAAGGCCAGCCUGGUCUACAGAGUGAGUUCUAGGCAGCCAUGGCUACACACAGAAACCCUGUUUUAAAAAACCCAAAAAAUAAAAUACAUAAAUAAUAAAAUUAGUCAAGGACCCCAGAGCCUUGUUUGGGGAUCACAGUUAGCCAGGUCCUCUCUAGGACGGAGCAGGACCCGGCCACCCUUUCUUGGAUCCUCUUUGCCUUUCUCCUAUGGGCAUGGCAGGGUGAAAUGAGGUGACAAUAGGACGUUGCCUUGAUGAACUGAUACUGUCAUCCUUGUUGCCCUGUGUUUCAGUUUUACUGUCUCAUUGUGGGAUUGACUCCCCAAAGCCAGGAGCAUCCUGGCCCCCGUAUGCUCAAGAAUCAGAAGGUCAACCAGGUGCAGCCAGGUUGGGAGGGUAGGACUGGCCCUGGCACCCAUUGAUGGCCUCUCCAGUCUUGGCUCUAGGACAUUGUACAGACUUGGCCCCCCUCACCCUAUCCUGGGACUGAGUGUGAGUUGCAGAGGGGCUACCCCACCCUCCCAAAUUGGCUGGGAGACCUCAGAGCUAGGAGCGCAUGUUCUCCAAACAUCUUGCUCACGGCAGAUGGCAGCCACAACUGCCUUUCUCCCUGCAGUUCCGGUGCACCUCCCUUGCUCACCCCCUGUUAACUUUGGUUUCUGCUUUUGGAGAUGGGGAGGCAGCAUUCAUGCCUCUGACUGUGGGUGAUGCAAGGUGGGCACCUUCUGAGGGAGCAGAAACCUUCUCCCCAGCUCAGGAACACAGUCUUGCCCUGGUUCCUGCUAGCUGACUUUGAAUCUUCUUGGCCAUGUGUGUUGGCAGUGCAAUCUGAGAGAAGCAAGGAGCUGGGCUGGGGCCUUGUUUGACAUUUCUUGAGCAGCUGCUAGGCACCAGGCUCUGUGCUGGAUGCCAAGGACAUGGAGAUGCAGGGCGUGCAGCCCUGCCCUGUAGCAGCCCCCAGCCUUUGGGGAGCGCAGAAUGGAAGAGAACUAAUUGUCCCACCUAAGGGGUUGGUGGACCCCAGUGACAUCUUGGAGGCAGUGUUUAGGUUAAUCCUGGGAAGAGCUCUGUAGACAGCAAGAUUGAAGAAAGCAAUGUGGGCUGAAAACAGGAGGCCUGCAGCAUAUCCAACUGAGGCAUAUGGAGCAAAGGGAGACCAUGUUACCUCCUCUAGACCCUUAGAAUAUAGCCUGUCCUCUGUUUGCAUCUAGGUUGGGAUCAGCCCAAAGCCAAAGCCCCAAAAGGGAGUGACGCAUGUCUCUCUUAGUUCUGACCCUGGGUUUGAGGCCAGCAAGAGCAGCCCCUGAUUGUGGAGUAGAUGUGGCCUAUCCUUUCCUUCUGCCAGGCCCUUCAGCCACAGGUCAGUGACCAAGUGUUUUCCCAUGGGGUCCAAGAACAGCUGGGCAAGCAUGCUAGAUCCCCCCGCAACCCCACAGCACUGCCCCUCAUUCUGAGCCUGCCUCCAGUCUACCCACCCCCACAGGAAGCUCUAGGCUGAGCAUCCACAUAGUGAGUGGCUUGUGUGUGCUGAGCCCUAAGUGCGUUACUGGAGUUGUUAGGGUCAAAGCCUGAGCUGCAGCAGACCCAACAAACAAGAUUGACCAUCUGUUCCCUGUUGGCCAGUUAGAGACAAGUAGUUUUGAAAAAGAGAGUGCAAUGUGGCCAUGCCGAUGGGAAGAAGAGAUAGAAGGGUCCAGCGACCCCUCCAAGUCUGUCCCCAGGGUCCUGACAUGAUGUUUAGGCUUAAACAGAAGGCAAGAGGUGUGUGUAACUAAACAGCACUGGUAGGAGUGUGGCCCCUGCUGAUCACUGUCCUACAAGGUGGUGGGGAUUGUGUGAGACCUCUUCCUAGGAGGCAAGUUUCUCUCUGGCUGGCACCAGGCUUCAGCCUUUCUGUUCCCCACUGUGAGAUUUUUUUUAAUUCUUUGGGGACAACUGUUUCUAUAGCCUGAUACCAAAGAGAAGGGCACAAGUGUCUCUCUUUAGAGUAAUUCUCUCCUGCCACACGUAUACCAAGGACUCCUACACAGGCCUCAACCAGUUAACUUUAAAGGUUGUGAGUGACAGACAUCACUAGCCCCAAGCUCCUAGGACUUGUUCAAAGUCCUUCAGCAGACUCCAAGUCUGCCCUCUCCAGCAUAUCUGUGGGGUCACUUACUCUGUCCCCUAGACAAAACUUGAGGGAGCAUGUGUGGUGGCCUAGGUGGUUGGCAAGCAACUUUGGAGGCCUCAGGCCCUAUUCAUUCUUCCUGUUGCUGCCUCCCCUGCCUCAUAGUCAGGCCUUCUGGGGGAGUGGAUAGCAGGGAGUCAACUCAUUUGCUCUUCUAGACUCUCCAAAUACCACAGGCAAAUUGUUGGGGUACUAGUGGCCGCUAUAGGCAGGGCCACGAUAACACAGUCAAGCAGGCAGCAGGCAGAGCCAAGGCCUUGAUGUUUGCUUUUCCUUCUCCCCUUCCCCCCUUCCCCCUUUGCUUUGUCUUUUGCACCUGUCUGACUGUUUGCCCAAGGAUUUGCCCUCCUAGAAGAUAGGCGGGACUGGGGGGCGUGGAGUGGCAGGAAGACAACAGUGCUUCUUGGCACCCUGCUUUUCAGCAGGCCCUGUACUACACAUGACCUAUCCCAGCAGGGCAUGGCCUCGCCCGCGCAGAGCAUGUGACUUCAUAUUGCCCAGGCCUGGCAUGCCUGGCGUGCCUGGACAGCAGCAGCGGCAGCAGCAACAGCUGGACUGUUAGCUAGGAGCAGGAGAGGCCCACAGGGCCCUGUUCUGGGGCACUGGCCCCAGGGUGCGGGGGUGAGGGGCAGCAUCAAUGGGACUUUUGUGUGGCUGGGGCAAAGGAACACAUGGCCAAAGCCAGGAGCCCUGUGCAGAUACAUCUGGUCCUUUCUGUCCUGGAAUGGUCAGUCUGCAGGCCUCUACCCUUCCUCCUAGCAGAAGAGCGUGUCUUAGUUCAAGCCAUCCUAUCCCUGACCUUCCCUUCACCCCUUUCAGCUGAAUUUGCUUUAGCAUCUUGAACUUGAACUUCUCCAGUACGGCGCUGCCUCCUAUGGGUUUGGUGUUCCAGCAUCUCUCACUGCCUGACAGCUCGUCCACAGUGGCUCCUAGAAGCUGUGUUCUGGGUCCUCUAUGUCAACGAGAACAAGUUAAAUAACCAGUGGCUAGACCCAAGGAUGAAGAACCCUCCUUUUCCCUUUGCUGGUAGUCCCAGGUGGGACUUGCAUUAGCUAGGCUAGGAGCCGAAUGCCUCACUUCCUGUAGUCUUGCCUAUGGCCAGCUUUGUGGAGAACUUUCAGUCCUGUAAGAUGGGAACUCUACGCAUCAUCUUUGGGUUUCCAUUCUUCUUUGUGUAGUCACCUUUAACAAAGUCAAAACUAUGACCCAUGACCUCUGUGCCACCCGGUACCUGCUCAUAUGCUCCAUGAGGGCAAACAGGCUGUCACCAAGAGGCUGUGUUAUACCUCCCAUGGGUGAAGAACUCUGUAAACAGAGGGGAGCUAGGAGGACACAUUGGCUCAGACUUGAUAACAACUUUUCCAGGUGGGCACAGCUGCAAGAGGUUGCCUGGUCACUUUCAGACUACCCAUGUGCUAGGGGUAAGAAACCAAACAGCCUGACUGACAGGCUUCUAGCCACAGGGAUCCCAGAUGCCCAAGACUAAGCAGGUGGGAGAAAGAGCUGUGUGAUUCAGGGAUAGGCAUGGGUAGGAGAGAGUUGUCUUGCCAUGCUUUGGCCUGGGAACAAACACAGCUGGCUAGCCUUGUGGGGAGGGGGACUGCAGAGCCUGUCCCGGGGCCUUCUUCCUAUGACCUGUCCUCCAAUAGAGGAAGAAAUGCCCACUGUUUACCACCCAUAUACAGCUUGGCACCAGAUGCCUGCCAUGACUCCUCCCCAGGGGCAGCCCUGUGGACUGUGACUCUUGGCAUUCUCAUUUACAGGUAAGAAAACUGGUCUGCAUUGCCCUUCCACCAGCAUCCCACAGCUGUUACUCCUCUUCUCCAGGUACCAGGGCUCAAAGUGGCUGCAACUUACACAGACCUAUUAAGUGGCCAGGCCCUGUGGUAGCCCACACAGACUGACCCUAACUCCCCUGUGUUUUCCCACUCUGCCUGUGCAGUCAACAGAAGCACUAAUAAAAUAAAUACAUUAAUACAUAAUUAAUCCUACCUCUAUCCCUCCGGCCUUUUCUCCCUGGAAGCCCCAGACGUGAUCUCAUGCAUCCUGUCAAAGCCCCAGAAGAGCUAUGAGGAAGCUCUGUGCAGAUGAUGGGGAAGGGCUGGCACCCAUGGACCACAGGGCCUUCAAAUCAGCUGUUACCCAGUCUUAGCUCCAGCAACAACCAACUGCCCUUCCUCAGCUCUUAGCCUCUGAGUAAGAGGUUUUAGGGUGAAGACUCAUUUGCACCCUUCCUCUGGUCUCUGGGAUAGUGCUGGGCUAAGCAGGAGGAAUAGGAGCUGAGGUGAACUCUACCACCCUGUGGUAGGAUGUGUCUUAUGCGUGUGCUCGAGAACACACACACACACACACACACACACACACUCACACACACUCACACACUCACACACUCACACACUCACACAGGGAUAGUGGGUGUGGCCGUUAUAGCACUCUGUUGUAGCAAGUCAGCAGAGAGCAUUGAGAGUCCCAGGGAGGAAGGCAGAAUGAGUAAAGCAUCCGAGAGCAGGCUCAAUGCUCAGGAUGCUCCUCCUUUCCCCAGUGUCCAAAGAGGCAGUGGCUGCUGCUGUCUUCAUCGUAUGAGGAGGAGCCCAGGUUUAGAGCCCUGCCUGGGUCACAUGAACUCACAUGGUCAGGACUGGAUGACAGGCUAUCCGGGGGAAAGCCUCAAACUUCAAGCAUACUUUAGAAGCCAGUGACCGCUCCUGAGGGUUUCCUGUCAUGGGUCUGCUCCCUUGUACUUGUGCACAGGUUCACCUGAAUCAGGACGGAGCUGAAUCAGAACUCUUUGGAAAUAUGGUGCUUUUGUGUGGGGCCAGGCAGCUGCAGGCCUGUGAUUUAAAGGCCCAUCGCAUGAGUGCCCUCCCUCCCUAUCACUGUGGACUCUGUAUGUCGACUCUCAGCCUGGACUGUCCAUAUUCUUUCAUCUCACAUCCACUUUGGCCAAGGUCCCAGCAUCUCACCCCACCAGUCUUCCUCUCAGCCUCCUUUCUAUCCCUGCCUCUACUCACCUGGCCCCACCCUGUGUCCUCCCUUGUAACCUGUGAGGUGUAUGUCUUGUGCUUGUCCCUCUUAUCCCCUCCAGUGGUCCCUCUGCCGUGCUUGACCCAACUCUGGCUCCAUGUUCUCUGGGCAGCCACACUCAGGUCUGUGUGACCUCUGUUGUGGGAGAGUUUCCCUUGCCUUAGGUAGAGUGGCUUGGAUUUACCUUCUUUUCUUCUGGGUUGGAGAUACAUGGGACUCUGAUCCCACGUCACUCCAUGGCUUGUCUUUCUUACACCCCUUAGGUCCUUGGCAUGUGGUGGGCACACAGAGAUUAGAGGAUGUCUACAGUAAAGACUUUCUUAGUCAGAUCCCAUGUGUGUACGCCCAGCCCUGGGCUCUCUCUCUGUUUCUCUGUUUCUCACCUCCCCUCAAAGCCUGCCCUGGCCCAAGCUAGAAAACUUGGAACCAAAGUCUACCACUGUGAGGAUCAGUGUCCUUGUUCUACCAGGUCUAGGGACUGCUUUCUGUCCUGUGCUCCUGGUCAGCCAGGCCUGGGCUUCUAAGAAGGGAGGUCUCCCUCAGUGGCAGGCUCCCAGGUAGGAGAAGGAAGCCACCACCACCUGUAUAAACAACUGACACCCCAAGGGACCUGUCAAAAUGAGGUUUGUCCCAAAGAGGCUCCCAGGGCAAUGGCAUAUUUGGAAUCCAGUUUGAACUAAAAGUCAUGCAGAGACUAUGGGGUGAGAAGGUGAAAAGAAGGCUUAGGGUCCAGUGUCUCUGAGUGGGACUCCAGAGAGAACCCAAAGCCAGGGGCUGUGGUACAAAUAGCAGCAGGUCUCAGGUGGCCUUGUCUCUUUGUUAUCUCUUGGGCUGGUUGGGGCCUGGUGUCCUUAAUACCUGGCCUGUGAAGAGGGUUUGGAGUCAAAGUGCUGUCCUUUGGGUUUGGGGUUCCCCAUGCUGGCUGAGGCAUUGCUCUAGUCUUGCCCCUUCCUCAGGUGGGUGGCCACGCUCCAGCUGCAAGGAUGUUCUGGUCAGACAGGCUGUGUCUGAAAUGAGCAGGGAGGGGGCCCCUGGAGGCCUCCAAGCCCACGAUUCUAGGUCAUCUCCUGCAACAUCCAGAGAAUGGAGUGGUAUUUAUAGCCACCAGCGGCCACUGAGGGUGGAGAAGCCAGCACGAGCUAUGACGCAGGCCCGACCCCCCUCACUGCCAUCCCCCACUCCAGAGCCUUCCUGGGAUGUGCAGGAAAGGACUGUGCCUGCUGAGGAAACAGGCUUUGUCACAUUACCGCCCUGAGCCUUGAGGGAGAUGAGGCACUAGUGCUGGCCUGGCCGGAGCCUCAGCCUCUCUGGUCUCACCAGGACCUAGUCUGGCCCGAAGAUACUGGGUGGGCACCCUAUUAGCGCUCACCUGCUGCUAGUCUUCAUACAUGCUGCCAGUCACUCUUUUCUUGAAAGGUUUGCCCCCCCCCCCAAGAUAGGGUUCUCUCUUAGUCAGGUUAGGGGCAGCACAGAAGCCUGCCUCAUCCCUCAACAGUGAGCAGUAGCCCCAGGUUGACUGAAACAAGGCCUGCCAAACCCUUGCUACUGCCCCUGCUCUGGUCUUGCCAAGUGGCAGCAGAGGGCCCCAGCUCCACCUCCUGCUACACCAAGGGAGUGAAACCACAGAAGUGACAGUGUGACAAGGCUGGGCACCUGCCUAUCAGGGGCAAGGCCUCUUGAAAGGAAGGUAAAACCAAACAGAUUGGGCCCUGCUUCUGUUCAGCCUUAACCUAUCCUGAACAAAGUGGACUGUGGGUUCUGUCCAGAUUCCACAUGGGCAGCUCUGUGUUGGAAGCAUGAGCCUUAUUCCCCAGUGCCUCUGAUUUUCGGCCUCCUGGUUGCUAAGCCAUCACAGACUAGGACAGAAGUAGGCAGAGCCUAAGUUUUCUUCUCAGGACUGUGCAGUGUAAUAGAGAAGGUGAAGCCCACACCAGAAACCUGCAGAAAGCAGGCCACUGGCUGAACCACCUCCCACCAGGGCUGGAGUUGGGGGCAGGUGGGGACAGGCACCCAAACAGACCUCCACAAGAGGACAGACUCUCUGGCCAGGCGCAGUUGGUGGGAACCAUGGAGGGGAGCAGGGCCUGGCACAGAACCAAGAGUUGGGAUAUAAAGGUUGGUCUUGGUGAUCAUGGCAGGAUGCAGGGGCUCUGAGCACUUGGUAGAAAGCUUUAGAGCCAAUGCCCGAGAGUUUAAUUUUAUUUAAAGGCCACUUAGGAACCAUGAUAUGCUUUAAGGAAAAAAAACUAUUGGAAGUGUAUGUGAUGGGGGAGGGCGCACGCAUUUCAUAGCAUGCCUAUGGAAGUCUAGGACAACUUUGUGGAGCUGGUUCUGCCCGUGCUCCAUCAAAUCAGGUUAUCAAGCUUGUGUGGCAAGCGUCUUUACCUGCUGAGCCAUCUCUCUGGCCCAUGCUAGGUUUUUGAAAAGAACGGUUCCUAAGCAGUGUAUGUAGUUCACACUGCCAAGCACCCAAGCAUCCUGUCUGUGUCAGAGCCUGCUCUCAACAUUCCACAACUUUGAAAUGGUUUUGUCCCCACCAUCCCUCAGCCCAUGAGGGAAGCACUGUCAUCAGUGUCAGCCGUUUACUGAUGGGGAAAUGGUCAUUGACUCAUCUGACUCAUCAUAGGAAGUGGCUGGCCCCUCCCGCACUGCACUCUGAAGUCUUCGCCCAGUGGAUGGCUGAGAAAUAAGUCCCUGGGACCAGUGCCAGGUCCAGCCUGUGCUCCACCCAGCAGUGGGGGCCUUCCAGGCACUGCUCCUUCUUGGAGACCUGUGUGACUUGUGAUGAGUCCAGCUUUGUCCUACUGACGGGAGGUGAGCGCCUGGCCCGCUGAGCCUCCCAGAGCUGCCAGCCAUGCCCGGGAUCGUGGUGUUCCGGCGGCGCUGGUCUGUGGGCAGCGAUGACCUCGUGCUGCCUGCUAUCUUCCUCUUCCUGCUGCACACCACCUGGUUUGUGAUCCUGUCUGUGGUGCUCUUCGGCCUGGUCUACAACCCGCACGAGGCCUGCUCCCUGAACCUGGUGGACCACGGCCGAGGCUACCUGGGCAUCCUUCUGAGCUGUAUGAUUGCUGAGAUGGCUAUCAUUUGGCUGAGCAUGCGUGGGGGUAUCCUCUACACAGAACCCCGGGACUCCAUGCAGUACGUGCUCUACGUGCGCCUGGCCAUUUUGGUGAUCGAGUUCAUCUACGCUAUCGUGGGCAUCGUCUGGCUUACACAGUACUACACCUCCUGCAAUGACCUCACUGCUAAGAAUGUCACUCUCGGGAUGGUCGUCUGCAACUGGGUGGUCAUCCUCAGCGUCUGCAUCACUGUCCUCUGUGUCUUUGACCCCACUGGCCGCACCUUCGUCAAGCUGAGAGCCACCAAGAGGAGGCAGCGCAACCUGCGGACUUACAACCUGCGGCAUCGGUUAGAGGAGGGUCAGGCCACCAGCUGGUCCCGCCGUCUAAAAGUGUUCCUCUGUUGCACCCGGACAAAGGAUUCCCAGUCAGAUGCCUAUUCAGAAAUUGCCUACCUCUUUGCUGAAUUUUUCCGUGACCUCGACAUAGUGCCCUCCGACAUCAUUGCUGGCCUGGUGCUGCUUAGGCAGCGGCAGCGAGCCAAGCGCAAUGCGGUGCUGGAUGAGGCAAACAAUGACAUCUUGGCUUUCCUGUCUGGGAUGCCAGUGACCAGAAACACCAAGUACCUCGACCUCAAGAACUCGCACGAGAUGCUACGCUACAAAGAAGUCUGCUACUACAUGCUCUUUGCCCUCGCUGCCUAUGGCUGGCCCAUGUACCUGAUGAGGAAGCCCACCUGUGGCCUCUGCCAGCUGGCUCGGUCCUGCUCGUGUUGUCUCUGCCCUGCACGCCCCCGAUUCGCCCCUGGGGUCACCAUUGAGGAAGACAACUGUUGUGGCUGCAAUGCAAUUGCCAUCCGCCGUCACUUCCUGGAUGAGAACAUGACUGCUGUAGACAUCGUCUAUACCUCCUGUCAUGAUGCGGUCUAUGAAACUCCCUUCUACGUAGCUGUGGACCAUGACAAGAAGAAGGUGGUGAUCAGUAUCCGGGGAACACUGUCCCCCAAGGAUGCCCUGACUGACCUGACAGGAGAUGCUGAGCGUCUCCCUGUGGAGGGACACCGAGGCACCUGGUUGGGCCACAAGGGCAUGGUACUCUCAGCUGAGUACAUCAAGAAGAAGCUGGAGCAGGAGAUGGUCCUGUCCCAGGCCUUUGGGCGAGACCUGGGCCGUGGAACCAAACACUAUGGCCUGAUUGUGGUAGGCCACUCCUUGGGAGCAGGCACAGCCGCCAUUCUCUCCUUCCUCCUGCGCCCUCAGUACCCGACCCUCAAGUGCUUCGCCUACUCCCCUCCAGGAGGCCUGCUGAGUGAGGAUGCCAUGGAGUACUCCAAAGAGUUUGUGACUGCUGUGGUUCUGGGCAAAGACCUUGUUCCCAGGAUCGGCCUUUCCCAGCUCGAAGGUUUCCGCCGGCAGCUUCUGGAUGUCCUGCAGCGAAGCACCAAGCCCAAAUGGCGGAUCAUCGUGGGGGCCACCAAGUGUAUCCCCAAGUCGGAGCUGCCUGAGGAUCAGGUGGAAGUGACUGCCUUGGCCAGCACACGGCUCUGGACACACCCCAGUGAUCUGACCAUCGCCCUUUCAGCCAGCACCCCACUCUACCCACCUGGCCGUAUCAUCCAUGUGGUCCAUAACCACCCUGCUGAACAGUGCUGCUGCUGUGAACAGGAAGAGCCCACAUACUUUGCCAUCUGGGGUGACAACAAAGCCUUUAAUGAGGUGAUCAUCUCACCAGCCAUGCUCCAUGAGCACCUGCCCUACGUGGUCAUGGAGGGGCUCAAUAAGGUGCUGGAGAAUUACAACAAGGGAAAGACAGCGCUGCUCUCUGCUGCAAAGGUCAUGGUGAGCCCCACUGAGGUAGACCUCACUCCUGAGCUCAUCUUCCAGCAACAGCCGCUGCCCACGGGGCCACCUCUGCCCACUGGGCUGGCUCUGGAGCUGCCUGCCACAGAGCAUCGCAACAGCAGUGUCAGGAGCAAGUCUCAGUCUGAGAUGAGUCUAGAGGGCUUCUCUGAAGGACGGCUGCUGUCCCCAGUGGCUGCUGCCUCAGCAGCCCGGCAAGACCCUGUAGAGCUGUUGCUGCUGUCCACCCAGGAACGACUGGCCGCGGAGCUGCAGUCCCGGCGGGCACCACUGGCCACUAUGGAGAGCCUCUCAGACACUGAGUCACUGUACAGCUUUGACUCACGCCGUUCCUCAGGCUUCCGCAGCAUCAGAGGCUCACCCAGCCUCCAUGCAGUACUGGAGCGUGAUGAGGGCCACCUGUUUUACAUCGACCCAGCCAUUCCAGAGGAGAACCCAUCCCUCAGCUCCCGCACAGAGCUGCUGGCAGCUGACAGUCUGUCCAAGCACUCGCAGGACACCCAACCCCUGGAGGCAGCACUAGGCAGCGGGGGUGUGACUCCUGAGCGACCACCAAGUGCAGCCAAUGACGAGGAGGAGGCAGCCGGUGGCAGUGAGGGUGGUGGGGUGGCCCCACGAGGAGAGCUGGCACUGCACAAUGGGCGCCUGGGGGAUUCGCCCAGCCCUCAGGUGCUAGAAUUCGCUGAGUUCAUUGACAGCCUCUUCAACCUGGACAGCAAGAGCAGCUCCUUCCAGGACCUGUACUGCAUGAUGGUGCCUGAGAGCCCCACUAGUGACUACACAGAGGGCCCCAAGUCCCCCAGCCAACAGGAAAUCUUGCUUCGGGCUCAGUUUGAGCCCAAUCUGGUACCCAAGCCCCCCAGGCUCUUUGCAGGAUCUGCCGAACCCUCCUCUGGCAUCUCACUCUCACCCUCCUUCCCACUCAGCUCCUCAGGGGAGCUCAUGGACCUGACACCCACGGGCCUCAGCAGCCAGGAGUGUCUGGCCACAGACAAGAUCCGGACUUCCACCCCCACAGGCCAUGGGGCCAGCCCUACCAAGCAGGAUGACCUGGUCAUCUCAGCACGCUAGCACUUGGCAGUGGUCGUCAGCUCCUCCCCAACCAGAACUCAAGGCCCUGUGGGUACCUAAUGGCUGCUCAGGGCCCAGUAGCUGUGGGGAGAGGCUCCCAGAGGCCAAAUGGUCUCAGGCCCUGAAGCACUGCUGCUGAGCAGGGGGUCCACAUCCCUACCUCAGCCUAGGACCCCCAGAACCAAGAUGUCUGGGAAAAGCGGGGGUAGUUUCGGUAACAGGGAGGAGAUUUCAGGUUGGAUGGUCAGUCCUCAGCCCUCUCGGCCUGACUCCUCUGUGUGGGCAGCAUGGUAUCUCUGUUCUGGUAUGGCACUAGGCAAGCUAGCUUCCUGUCACUGCUACUCUCCUGGAACCGUGGCAGAAUGCAGCCCCCACCCCCACAUGUCCUCACAUGUAGUUCAAGUUGGCACCUUGCCCUGGCCACUCUCCCCCAGAUCUGGUGCCUGCAGGCCAGCCCCCUGGGGUAAUCCCCACCAAGGUGGUCCGCAGUGCUGGGUAUGUUUACAGAAUCUGCUGGGCUUGGCUCAGGUUGUAUCCUGAGCUCAUAAGCCCCAACUCCCAAUCAUGUGUUUAGUUAUCCCCUCUGAGUGGGACCUGAGGACCAGAGGAGCCCUGAAGGGAGGUGGGGUCAGGGAUGCCGCUUCUUUGCCUGGUGCCCCUUAUCUUCAUGGGUCCUGGCCACUGGGCCUGCCUGCCUACCUGCCACUUCCUGGCUUCCUGGCUCACCUUCUACUCCCAGGACUCUGACCAUUCAAAGGGUGGUGGACACUCCUGUGACAUCACCCCUGGCUGCAGAGUCAGGGCCCUGGGAGGAAAGAAGGCAUCCAAAGCCCUGUCUCCUUGGUGUCCUGCCUGACCCCUUCUAACCCCCCACCAUGCCUAGGCAGCUCUGGGCCCUGGGGUCUGAAACCAAACACGCCUCUGCCCACUUGCUCUCCUGGCUGCCUCACUCCUUUCUGGGUCUGGGCUCCAACUCCCCACUGUGUCCUGCCCAUAAGAAGAGGGGCCAAGAGUAGGGUAUUCUGGGACCUGGCUGGAAACCCCUGCCCACUGCCAAGGGGAGGGGUCCGGGACUCAGGGGCUGUCCCAGGUUAGCCUGAGGCCUUCAUAGGUUUUCCUAUGCUUUGGAGAAGCAGUUCAGGAGGUAGGAGCCCAGCCCUUUCCCCAGGCUGGGGGGAGGGGGAGGUUGUGCAUGGUAGUGUCAGGUGUGUGUGUGCAUGUGCAUGAAUGUGCACCACUCCUGAGGAAAGGGGCUGCAGAGGGCUGCCUGCCUCCUGCUCCUCCUAACCUGACAAGAAUAUAGCCUGUGAAGUGAAGACUUGGGACAAGCCAGUCACUGGGGUGUGCAGGCAAGCAACUGCCCACCCUUGUGCCCUUGUCUCCUUGGAAGCAUGGUCCCUUCCACUCCAGCCCCACUCCCAACCUCUCUGAGCUGCCUAGGUUCCCCUGACCACCUCAUGAUCACUGGUAUCCGGGCCUGAGUCCUGACUCUUAACCCCCACAGCUGGGGUGGCCUGGAUAGCUAUCCACCCUAACAGAUGAGGCCAGAGACCUGGGAGCUGGGCCUCCCCUUACUCUGUGACUCCCCCAUCCCCAACUGACUCCUGGUCACCCUGUCCCCUGCCAAGGCAGUGCCUCAGCCUAGCACAGAAAUACAAUUAAAAAAAAAUCACUGGUUCUUAGAACUCAAAUAUUAGACAAAAAUCUUAAAUCAGAGGAAUAACCCAGCAAGUACCCCAGCUGGCACAAGGAGAGUUGUGGGUCUGGCCUUUUAACUCUUUUUCUCUGUCAGGGUAGGUCUGGGGGGGUCCCUCUGGGGUGUGCCCCUAUGCCCAGGACUGAGCCAUCAGGGACAUCCCCCCACCCCCAAGGCUGCAGCCAUACUGUGUUACAGGCUUGGGGCUGGGGCAGGCUUGGACUCAGCCCUAGACACGAAGGGCCAGCCCACCCCUCCCUGUUCCCUCCCUGAUGCACGUUCCCUUCACUCCAUGCCACCUCUGGGGGGGUCUGAGCCACCCCCUUCAUCCCAGUUCAGAUUGAUCCCCCACACUGUCCCCCAGACCCGCAGCACAAGCUCUCCCAGCCGUGUGCUGGCCUGUCCUCCCAGGGAUCUGGGUGACUUCCAUAUGCAACUAGUAGUGAACAGCUAGCCCCCCAUGCACCCUCUGCACUCCACGUGCCAUUCUCCCACGACCUUUUUGUACCUAAUGUAUGAAAGAUCCACACUAAUAUCGCUGUAAAGAGAAGAGACAAAUUAAUAUAGCUUAUUCUAUGAAUAUAUCUGUAUAUAAAGUUUUCUGUAUAUUGUAUAGAGCUGUGUAUAAACUGAAUGUAGAAGCA
This is a messenger RNA of Rattus norvegicus (Norway rat), 13947 nucleotides long. The record is from RefSeq and is a predicted model, not a curated record. Lineage: Eukaryota; Metazoa; Chordata; Mammalia; Rodentia; Muridae.